AUGGAGAAGCUGCAAACGCUGCUGAUUGCGAACCGUGGUGAGAUUGCCGUCCGAAUCUCUAAAACUGCAAGGGAGCUUGGGGUGCGCACAAUCGCAAUAUAUACAAAAGCGGAUUCGACUUCGCGACAUGUGUCAGUCGCAGACGAGGCAGUCUUGCUGCCGGGCGAAGAUGCCACCGCAUAUACCGACGGAGACGCUAUCAUAGAAAUUGCUCGUUCGCGGAAUGUCGACGCCAUUAUUCCUGGAUAUGGAUUCCUGUCAGAAAACGCCAACUUCGCCCAUGCCGUAGCCAGCGCAGGCAUGGUGUUCGUAGGCCCAAAACACGAUGCAAUCGAGGCAUUCGGAUUGAAGCAUCGAGCGCGCGAAAUGGCUAUAGAAGCAGGCGUGCCUAUUGUUCCAGGCACAGGAGGGCUGCUUGCUACGGAGGAUGACGCAGUCAGUGCUGCAGAUGAAUUGGGAUACCCGGUAAUGCUAAAAGCCACCGGCGGAGGCGGUGGAAUGGGUCUGGUUAUAUGCAACUCGCCCAGCGAGGUCCGAGAUGCAUUAGCUCAGGUCCGUUCUCGGGGAGCAGCGUUGUUCAAAAAUGCCGGAGUGUUUCUAGAACGAUACUACGCGAAGAGCCACCAUAUUGAGGUGCAGGUAUUUGGCAACGGUCUUGGAAACGCUAUUCACUUCGGAGAGCGUGAGUGCUCAAUCCAACGUCGCCAUCAAAAAGUAGUAGAAGAGUGCCCCAGUCCUUUUGUCGAUAAGAAUCCAGAUCUACGCAGGAGAUUGACCUCUGCGGCUGUGGCCCUCGCGGAAUCGGUCAAGUAUGCAUCUGCGGGCACCGUCGAAUACCUUGUGGACGAUGUAUCUGGGGAUUUCUUCUUCCUAGAGAUGAACACCCGCCUGCAAGUCGAACAUGGCAUCACGGAACUCUGCUAUGGAGUUGACCUGGUAAAACUCAUGUUGGAACAAGCUGACCGAGAGCUUGCUGGGCAGGGAGGUAUUGAUGGAAAAUAUUUAAAAUCUCAGCAGCCCGAGCUACCAGUAGGAGUUGCUAUCGAAGUACGUGUUUACGCAGAAAACCCAGCCCGCAAUUACACACCGUCCCCCGGCUUCCUGCAGUAUAUUCAAUGGGCGGAACUGGAAGGGACUCGUAUCGACACUUGGGUAGGCACUGGGGCCAGAAUUUCAACUUUCUACGAUCCCAUGAUUGCCAAGGUGAUGGUACAUGCUUCUGGACGUAAUGAAGCGAUUGAAAAGUUUGGUUGCGUUCUUUCGCAAUCCAUAAUCUGUGGUCCCCCAACGAACCUCGACUUCUUACACGCCAUUGUACAAUCCGCCGGCUUCAAAAGUGGACACACCCUGACGAAUUUCCUGGAAAAUUUUGAAUAUAGUCCUACUGCCAUUGAUGUUAUUUCACCGGGCGUCUACACCACACUUCAGGACUUCCCAGGUCGCCCCAACGCAGGGCAAGGAAUUCCCCAUGCGGGCCCAAUGGACCCUCUUGCAUUCCAGGUCGGAAAUCUUCUGGUGGGAAAUCCCCGUAAUACAGAAGGGUUGGAAAUUACUCUGAGAGGCCCAGAGCUACGAUUUUUGGCUCCUGCAGUUGUUUCGGUGUGUGGCGCUCCGAUAACAUUGACUCUUGACGGUGUUGAUGUCCCCAUGUGGACGCGGUUAUACAUCAAACAUGGCCAAGUCUUGUCUAUCGGAAAAUUGCUAGAGACUGGAGGUUGCAGAGCAUAUCUUGCCGUAUUUGGUGGUUUCCCUGCUAUUGCCCAGUACUUUGGCUCCAAGUCUACUACGCCCCUUCUUGGGAUUGGUGGUUACCAGGGUCGAGCUCUUGCCCCCGGUGAUCUCCUGACUGUACAAAAAGUUGAUGACUUCAAUGAGUCAGCCUCUGUUGUUUCACUCCCUCAAAGCCUACGUCCGAAAUACACAAACCAUUGGGACAUCUACGCCAUGGUGGGACCGUACGAUGAGGGUUACAUGGGGGCAGAGGAUAUAGAGAUGAUUUAUAAUACCAUCUGGAAAGUUUCACACAACGCCACUCGUGGUGGUAUUCGUCUGAUCGGCCCUGCGCCUACGAAAUGGGCUAGGAAAGAUGGCGGCGAGGGCGGGCAACAUCCCAGCAAUGUCAUCGAAUAUGGAUAUCCAUUGGGUACUUUGAAUUGGACGGGGGAGAGUCCCUGCAUCUUCCCCGUUGAUGCCCCUGAUCUUGGAGGGUUUCUUUCCUCGACUACAAUAGUCAAAGGAAGCCUCUGGCGCCUGGGGCAAGUGAAAUCGGGUGAUACGAUUCAAUAUCGGAGAAUAUCCUUGGAAGACGCACUUUGGAUUGCAGCCCAACUCGAGAAAUUCCUGGAUGAUGUUGCCUCCUUUGUUGUAGGAAAGCGCCAAAUAGACGAAAUUGAACCAGUUGAUGGCCGAUCUUUGUUAGAAUCAACAGUCUCUGGUAAUUUCGGGAAGGCCGUUAUUUAUGAGAAAGUUCUAGAGGGAUCGAAUCUUAAGAUAACAUUCAGACAGGGUGGUGACGAUUUUCUUCUAGUCGAGUACGGCGAUGGGGGUUUCGACCUCAACAAUCGUUGCCGGGUGACGAGCUUGGAAAAAGUGCUUCGAAAGUCGUGCGAAGUUGACCAGAUAUUUAAGAACGGUAUCUACAAGACGAUUGGAUGCUGCAACUCACUGUUGGUCCAUUAUGAUGGCUUGAAGCUUCCACGUAAAAAGUUGAUGGAUCUUUUGAUAUCUUCACAGAGCGAGAUAGGCGAUCUCAGCAGCUCCAAGGUUCCUAGCAGGCGAUUCCGCCUCCCCAUCUGCUUUGAGAGCCCGGCACAGCAAGAGGCGAUCCAGCGCUACAUGGAAACCCAACGGCCAUAUGCUCCAUUCCUACCGGAUAACAUGGAUUUUGUAGCCAAGAUAAAUGGAAUUACCUAUGACGAACUCGUUAGGGUCUUCCUAACUACGGAGUUCAUGGUCAUUUGCGUAGGGUUUUUCUGUGCUGAUACCAUCUGCCUUCCAAUUGAUCCUCGAUACCGAUUGACGUGUCCCAAGCAAAACCCCAGUCGAGUAUACACACCCGAGGGAAGCGUGAGCUGGGGUGGUUCAUGUAUGAAUAUUUAUCCAGUGGAUUCUCCAGGAGGCUACCAACUUACGGGUCAAACUAUCCCCUGCUUUGACCAACUGGGUAUAAAGCCUGGAUUUGCGUCGGGCCAGCCGGGACUCUUCCGAGAUUUUGAUCAAGUAACCUUUUAUCGCGUUGACAAGCAAGAAUUCGAGCGGGACAUGGCGCUUUUCCGGUCUGGACGUUAUGAGUUCAAGAUUGAAGAAGACGUCUUUGAUAUGGGCGCACACAACAAGUUACUUUUAGAGACGCGAGAGGAGGUUUCUCUCUUCAAAAGUCGGCAACUAGCGGCCCAGGCGGAAAUGCUGGCCCUAGAAAAGGCCUCCAUGGAGCGUUGGAUGGCUGAGAAAUCCAAGAAUACUACUCCAGCUGAUGAACUUGAAAUAUUGAAGCAAGAUCCCAAUAAUUUGACUCUCGACUCACCUCUUGAUGCGAAUGUAUGGAAAGUCAAUGUUAAUGAAGGGCAACUUCUCAGCGCAAAUCAGGUUGCAGUCAUUCUUGAGGCAAUGAAGAUGGAAAUAUCAGUCUCCUACAAAAAGGAAGCGGCGGAUACACAGCUCAAGGUCAUCAAGGUCCUUGUUCAGCCUGGAGACACCGUAAAGGCUGGAGAUACGUUGAUGUUCGUGAGGGAGCUAUGA
Molecule: messenger RNA, 3738 nt
Organism: Talaromyces stipitatus ATCC 10500
Lineage: Eukaryota; Fungi; Ascomycota; Eurotiomycetes; Eurotiales; Trichocomaceae
Product: urea amidolyase, putative
Exons: 16
Coding region: 1-3738 (1245 amino acids)
Molecular function (GO): metal ion binding; ATP binding
Source: RefSeq, a predicted model, not a curated record